Halichondria panicea is the source of this 2660-nucleotide messenger RNA. RefSeq lists its product as uncharacterized. The record is from RefSeq and is a predicted model, not a curated record. Gene Ontology annotation, biological process: DNA-templated transcription; negative regulation of DNA-templated transcription. Bases 162 to 2429 code for a protein of 755 amino acids. NCBI's taxonomy places the organism in Eukaryota, Metazoa, Porifera, Demospongiae, Suberitida, Halichondriidae. Gene Ontology annotation, cellular component: nucleus. The transcript has 10 exons. Gene Ontology annotation, molecular function: transcription corepressor activity.
UUGACACUUGUUAGACCAGGGGCUAAUGAAUAUCUGCCCCGGAUUAUUAAUCAUGGCCAAGUAGUAAUUUAAUUAUUAUUACCAACAAUCUUUUACGGCCUUUCUAGGACUCGACUGUCAGAGAGAAGAUCAACCCUACAAACUGAUAGCUUCUACAGAAGAUGAGUGCUGACGAUGCAAAAGUGUUACCAGACUCCGCCUAUAACUCAACGGAGCCGCUAAUGAAUGGGGGCAGUGAUGGACCACCCCCUGUCAAGAUCAUAGAGGGUGUGGUUACACUGAGUGAUGAUAAUGCUGCUACCAAUGGACGAGUGACAUCAUCACAACCACCAGAAGACCCUCCUGCACUAGUGCACAGUACGUCAACGGAGGCUACAAAGGACAAGGAGGUGAAGGCGACUAACUCGUCACUGGACGAAGCUCGUAUGGAAGUGGACAAUGAGGAGGCAGAGAAUGGAGAGGUCAUGGACUCUCACAGCAAUCGUGGAGAGGUCAUGGACUCUCACAGUGAUCGUGAAGACAGUCCAGGGCUGGUCAUAGUGACACAGCCUGACGAGGAAGCCCCUGUUACUAAUAAUGAUCAUCAUUCACCAGAGAGAGGAGAUGGAGACAUAAGUGGAGAAGAGAUUGAUUUGAAUGUACCACUGGAGGAUAGCAGCGAGGAAGAAGGAGAGGGGCCUCUACACAACCAUCACACAUCACACCAUCCUCACCAAGGACACACUCCACACCUUAAGUACGUAGCCACGCCCCCCAUCAACGGCCAGUCACACUCUGUGUCCAUUGAUAGUCCACAAGAGCCAGCAGCUAGGAGGAGAAGCGUGUCCCCUGGUUACAGGUCCAAACAAGUGGCCAAAUUGAAGCAAUUCUUCACCACCCUUCAAGGGUUUGGUAACAAGUUAGGCAGUGAGGCAGCCGAGCAAGUGCAGGAGCUCAUCACUGCUCUCGUGAAUAAGACGGCCAGUAUAGAAGAGUUCCAUCAGGAGAUACAGACUGUCACCAACCAUCCUCUCAAGCAAUUCAUCAUUCCUUUCCUACAGGAUAAUUUGGAUUACCUUCGUGAAGAGUUGAAAGAAUCGUCUAAAACACUCGCUGAUAUUCUCAAUCACGAAACUGAUGCCCCCUCCGUCAAUUCAUUCAGCCUGACACCACAACCAGCAGACGAUGAACUACCUGUCUACAAAACCCCCCAGUCUUCAGCGCCCCCCAAAUCACUGGGGGUCAUCAGUUCGCACAAGAUACGCCCGACCCCCACCACUAGUGAUUGGAGAAAUGGGCAGAGGACGACUAGAAGCAGUGUAGUGUCAGGAGGUGCUGUAGUUGUGGCCACUAGUCAUCAGAAGGUUGUGUAUGGAACCGGGACAAUGCCAGUGUCACGUUCCAAUGUCAGGAUGGUCUCCCAUUCACCUACCAUAUCUGGGACUAGGAUGAGCACAGCAGUGAUGGAUGAUGGGAGUGGUGGUCUCAUACGCCACGGUCACGUGGGUGGUCUGAGGAAGAGGGACCUAGACAGGGGACCUUUGAGCCAGGAGAAGGACACACAGACUAUCACUGGCAACAAGCAACCGCAUGUUCAAUACAUCUCACAUUCUCACAAACGCCCACGCACGGACCACUCUAUGUAUGCUGAUGAUGUCGUGAUGACGAGCAGGAGUCACAGUGUCCACCCCCCUCCAUAUCCCCAACCACCACACACCUACCCCAUCCCUGCGACCACACCCACUGCAGCGGAGGGGCUUCCCCCACGAUCGUCUCUAGGAGAGGACUGGAAACACCUGGACAUGAUGGUGACCAGCAUGCAAGGCAUGAUGGAGAGGACUAGACAAGCUGUGGCUCUACUCAAGGACAGGAUCACGGUCACUCAGACAGAGCUAGAGAGGAGAGAGUUGGACCAGGAGUCUAUCAUCAGUGUCAGAGUAGCAGAUGCCGUGGACAAAGUCAAGCAAAGGGCAGAGGAGGACAAACAGGCUGUUCUCAUGGAGACACGCAAGCAGAUAAGAGAAGCUGUCAACAAUGUACGCACAGAGAUGGAGACUCGCAUCACAACGACAUCCACAUCAGCCGUGCAGGACGCCAUCAAGGAGGCACACAAGCAAUCUAGCUCUAAAGAGAAUUGCUGGAACUGUGGUCGCAAGGCCACCGAGACGUGCAGUGGCUGUAACAAGGCUCGCUAUUGUGGUACCUUCUGUCAGCACAAGGACUGGUCCAACCACAUGCACCACUGUGCCUCAGGGCUACAAGUGCAAGGGAGUGGUGGAGACUAUGACCGUCGCCGUAGUGAUGUGGGGAUCGGGGGGCGUGCUAAGCCACUCCCACGAGGACUGGCCGUCCCAGUGAAUAUUGUGCAGGGAGGAGAGCUACGCCACAUUGCACCACGCCCCAUGCCACACCCACACUCAGACAUAUUGGUCAAAACUGAAAAAACAUAAAAUCAGUCAAUUAAUUUUUUUCUUUUCUUCACAACAAACCAACCACCGUUGUAAUGCAUCCACCUUCAAAAGAGAUUGUAACUAUUAAUAUAUUUUAUUAAUUUCCCUUUGCUUUGCUGAUACAGCUUGUGUGUGUAUAUCUGACUUACUGUACAAUUGGUUUGGCUACUACUGACUUCAUCACUCAAAAAUGCCGCUAUAAUUAUAUUGAAAUUAUUAUUCUGACUUCUG